Messenger RNA from Phialemonium atrogriseum, 1803 nucleotides. RefSeq names its product kinetochore complex Sim4 subunit Fta1-domain-containing protein. Lineage: Eukaryota; Fungi; Ascomycota; Sordariomycetes; Cephalothecales; Cephalothecaceae. The transcript has a single exon. Bases 148 to 1551 code for a protein of 467 amino acids. The record is from RefSeq and is a predicted model, not a curated record.
AGACAAAUUGCCACUAAGAUUCGCUAAUUAGCCAACAACGACGCGUCAAACUUCAACCUCCUCCAACUGCAAGCUUCACGCCCCCACCAAGAUCGACCUCCAACAGCCAGCACAACCUUAGAAUCAAAAGCCCAGAAAACACCCACAAUGGCUCGCCGCGGCCGCCGCAAGCGUUUCUCAACCGGCCGCACCCGCCGACCGAGACCUGACUCCCCCGCCCCAUCCGAUAACUCCCAACCCACCGCCUCCUCCUCCUCAUCCUUCGCAUCCUCCCCGCCCCCGCCCCCCUUCUACAACACCACAUUCACAACCCACCGCGUCUCCCCGCUCCACCUCGGCGCCAACCCGCUCACGGCCGCCCGCCUCCGCGCCCUCGCCAACCGCCUCCGAGACGUCGUCGUCGGCGACGUCGUCCGCGGCGUCGAGGUCGGUCUCGAAGGCGCCGGCGACGACGAUGCGGCGGCGGCAAUGCCCCGCGCCGGCGCGCUGGAGCUCGUCGAUAUCCGCUGGGUCGCGGUUGGGGCGGUGUUGGGCGGCGGCCUCGACGACGAUGCGGAUACCGACGGCGCCGGGGGCGGGAGGAGGAGGAGGUCGCCUAGUCGGGAGUUGGGGAAUGAUGCGAGGGAGGCGGAGGUGGUGGGCUGGCAUGGGCAUGGACUCGGGCGGCUUGCACGCGCGAGGGCGCUGCAUGUGGAGCUGCGGUAUGAGAAUUCGCUGUGUACGGCUUUGCUGCUGCCGGCGCUCGGGGUGGAGGGGGAUGGCGCCGCUGCUGCCGGCGCUGCGGAUGGGUAUGCUGGCCCGUUUGUCGAGAUGCCGCUGCUGUUGAUGCGCAUGCCUGCGCUGCUUAGGCCUGUUGUGAUUGACUUCCUCUGUACCACGUUUGACUGCCGGGUUAGCCCGCUGCGCCUGGGCACGAGGAGCUUGGUUGCGGGCCUGGAGCGGUGGAUGGGGGCGUCGGCGGGCGGGGUGGUGGAUAAGGAUGUCGUGCUUGGACUGGGAUUCUCGGCGCCAGUGGUGGAAGCUGGGGAUAUGGGUAAGGACGAGGCCGCCGAGGCGGGCCGGGCGGGACUGGGCCUCAGGGCCGUGGACGUCAUCGUCUCGGCGGCGGAGCUGGACCGCUUCUGCUCGGCGGGCGAGAGAGUAGCCGGGGAGCCGGCUCGUGAAGCAUCCAGGCGCAAGGCCGGCUGGGAGGAGGACCCGGCGAAGCGGAGGAGGCUUGCGGGGAGGCUGUACGAGGAGGGAUGGGAGUGGCGACGGGGUGGGGAUGGUGGUGGCGGGCGGACGGGGGCGGGACAGCCGUUCGUGGAGGCGCUUGGGUGGUACCUCGAUCGACACCUCGCGCUUAACCUGUUUGAUCCGCGGGUGAGGGUCACGAGGAUCGCGUGCGGGGGGUUCGUCAUGUCCGAAGGCAGGGUCAAAAUCUUUGCGCCCGAGAGGGGCGGUGAUGCGGCGAUGUCGGUGGAGCGUCGGAUGGGGGCUGUGGUGGAUCUGCUUGGGAUUCUGUUGGAGAAGGCGGCGGGGAGGGCGGCGGAAGAGGUGACGCCUGUCUAAGACUGGCGAGGGAUGCUAGGGGAGGACGAUGUUGGGAAAGUCUCAGCAGGUGCUGACCACCCUGUCAGGUUGUCGGUUUAUCAAGUCCUGGCUCAGUCGCUAUGAUACUGGGACGGCGUUAUUUAGGGGGGAUAUCCGCUGAAGUCACAGGAAUGGCUUCAGUAAUGCUGUUUUCAAAAGGUGGAAAUUGUAAGAGCUUCUGUAAGAGAAUGGGCACCAUAUUUUGCCCAACAAUGGAUAUCUCUACGAGUU